AUGCAAGAACUAAAAUCUCCAAAGUUGUUAAAUAAUCUAGUCUCAAAUGUUUAAAAAAAAUAAAACCCUAUUCCUCCGUCAACUGAUGUCAAUAUUCUCCAGUAAAUUUUAGACCAAGUUCAGCCUGUGGAGAUAAUACAUAAUAAUAAUGAUGAUGGUUAAGGAUUGGCGAAUCAUAAGCGAAACAAUAAAGCCCUUAAAAUUAAUGAAGAUUAAGCAGAAUAAUAGUUAAUUGACUUUAUUCAAUUAGGCAUCUAAGACUUUGAAGCUAACUAAUAUUCCCAAUGUGUAUAUCACUUGAAAUAAGCAGAAUAAAUACUAACUGCCAUUUCGUAUUCUAAUCCCUUAAUUCAUUAUUUCCUGAUGAUAAGGAUAGAUUUGGGAGUUGUCUAUUAUGCAAUUGGCUGGUUAGAACAAGCAUUUACUUGUUUUGAAGAUGCCAUUUUGGCUUUAAAGAAAACUCCCAGAACAGAUUAGGAAGGGUAUCUCCUAUCGAUAAUACGGCUGCAUUGUUAUUUGUAAUGCUGCAUCAUCCUUUCAGAGAGUGGUCAGCAUUCCGAAGCUUUGGCCUUUGCUAAAAUGGCCAUAAGAAAAUCUUCCAAGAUAUUGAUAGAUCUCCAAAAGUACUUGCAGAGCUAAAUACAUUAAUCAGUCAUUGAGGAUAUACUUAGGAAGAGCAUUCCAAUUCUGAAACCGAAACAUCAAACAAUAGUUUAGAGUUAUCAAGUUCAAACCUAAGCUGCUUAAGAAAGUUAUGAUUAAGUGUAUUCUGGAUGUCCAUAAGAGUACAUUCAAAGAGCCAACAUCUUAUAAUUCAUCCAAAUGAAUCCAGUAAAUUUAAGCAAUUUCAACCAUGUGAUGAACUUCCCUACAAAUUAACAAUAUUUGCAUCUGAUUUGUUUGUUUGUGAUUUCCUUGUAUUGCACCUCAACGGAGUCUAAAUUUACCUAGAAAGUUGAAUCUUGUUGUUUUAGUGAAGCAGAGAAUUACUUAUCAAGAGCCUUAGAGAUAGCAUACUUGUAUUUACCAAAAGAUCUACCAUUAAUAACCUAAUUGUUAAAUGUCCAUAAUAGAUUUUAUGACAUUUCUAAAUAAGUAUGUAUUUGCAUGAAGCACUAGGCAAUAGAUGAAGAUGCAAAGAUUAAGAUGGAUUAAGGACAUUUUGAGAUUGUUCUUCUCAAACCAGUUAUUGAAUCAUAAAAGUGUGGUUUUGUUAUUCCAAUCAUCAGAAAAUCCAAAUUUAUUGGAAUGAAGAGUAGAACUAGAUCGAUGAAAGAGUAGCAAUUCUCAAACACUAAGCAAGCCAAUUUUAACAUAGAGCCAGAGCACUAGAUCUUGGAAGUUUAAAGUAGGACUCAUAAGCGGAAAUUAAGGUCUGUCUCAACCACAAACAAAUAUAAACCUAAUUCUCCUAAAUGGGUCAAUCACUAAUUAGCAGAAGUCUAUUUGCAAUAGUAAUAUCCCUUUAAAUCUAUCCAAAUCAAAAAGUAGUAUUAAAAAUACAAUAAUAAAACUGUUGAAUUGGGUUCUGGGAAAAAUUCAGCAAAUCAAAAUGGUAAGUUGAAUAGAUCGGAAAAUCAGAUUAAAAAGAAACAAUUAAAUAUUUAAUUAAUGAUUACUAAUAACAUCAAUUAGACAAGUUCUACUUAAAAUUCAAAUGGUGGAUAACCUAUUCAAAUCCCUAAUGUAACAUAAUAAUAGUUAUUUAAGAAGAAAAAGAAUAAUUCCUCAUUUAAUUUUGAUUAAAUAACAACUAAAAGCCCUGGUAAUCUGUUUGUCUAGAAAUAAAGAGAUGAGAAAAAACUUUCGACAAUACAAUAGAAAUUUAAAUCUGUAAUAAAACAAUAUUGA
Messenger RNA from Paramecium tetraurelia, 1851 nucleotides. RefSeq lists its product as uncharacterized. Gene Ontology annotation, molecular function: protein binding. The record is from RefSeq and is a predicted model, not a curated record. The transcript has 4 exons. NCBI's taxonomy places the organism in Eukaryota, Ciliophora, Oligohymenophorea, Peniculida, Parameciidae.